CCCUACUCCAGUACCCCUCGCUUCCUUGCCUUCCCCGUCGUUACCUCUACCCAUUUCUCGCCGUCUUUCUUCAUCACAAUCGGACAAGAUCAACCUCAUACCAUCGAGAAUGGCACCAAAGAUCCCAACCAGAGCCGCUCAAUUACGCCAACUGCUUACCAGACCGGGCCCAGUACUCAUGGUCGGUGCGCAUGAUGCGCUUUCCGCACGUAUUGCCGAGCGCACAGGCUUCGAUGCCAUCUGGGCCAGCGGCUUCGGCAUCUCUGCGACCCACGCCCUGCCGGACGCGAACAUUCUGACCAUGAGCGAGACCCUCGAGGCAGCGCAACGCAUGGCCGAGGCCGUCGCCUGCCCCGUCAUCGCGGACUGCGACAACGGGUUUGGCAAUGCGAUCAACGCGAUGCGCACCGUCACCCAAUGCGAGCGCGCGGGCUUAGCAGGGGUAUGCAUCGAGGAUAACAUCUUCCCGAAACGGUGCAGUUUCUACGAGGGGGUGCAGCGCGAACUGACAGCCCUGCACGAGCAUGCGCUCAAGAUCCAGGCCGCCGUGGACGCGCGGACGGAUCCCGACUUCGUGGUCAUCGCCCGCACGGAGGCGUUCAUUGCUGGGCGGACAAAGCGCGAAGCCCUGGAGCGCGCGCGGGCGUACGCAGACGCGGGCGCCGACGCCGUGCUCGUGCAUUCCAAGUCGGACUCAUUCAAGGAGUUGAGGGAGUUCGCGGCGGCGUGGGACCGCUCGUCGUCUUGUGUGCUUGUUGCGGUUCCAACGACUUAUGAGGGUAUCUCGGCGGGUGAGCUGUUUGAUGCCGGGUUUAAAGUGGUUAUCUUCGCGAAUCAGGCGCUUCGAGCUGCGGUGAGGGCUAUGCAGGAUGCGAUGGUGGUGCUUCGGAGAGAGGUGCGUCCGGCUGCUGUGCGGGACUCGAUUGCGUCGUUGUCGGAGAUUUAUGGGCUUGUUGGGGUUAAUGAGCUGAAGGAGAGCGAGAAGCGGUUUCUACCGCGGCCUGCCUCUUCCCCAGUAACGAAUUGCGACGAGAACAACCAUCAUGAGGAGCUGGCAGGCGAUAAAAGACAGGUGAUUUCAAAGCUUUGAGCUUUUACUUUGCACAGUAUCGAGCUCGAGCGAAGUCCGUUCCUUUGAUGUCUCUUGUACAUACCUUACUAGACCGUCUGGCUCCUAGAUUCAGUUGGACUCAAUGAUAU
Messenger RNA from Aspergillus aculeatinus CBS 121060, 1200 nucleotides. RefSeq names its product isocitrate lyase/PEP mutase family protein. The record is from RefSeq and is a predicted model, not a curated record. The coding region runs from base 110 to 1090 and encodes 326 amino acids. NCBI's taxonomy places the organism in Eukaryota, Fungi, Ascomycota, Eurotiomycetes, Eurotiales, Aspergillaceae. Gene Ontology annotation, molecular function: catalytic activity. The transcript has a single exon.